Nothoprocta perdicaria is the source of this 1176-nucleotide messenger RNA. RefSeq names its product fatty acid 2-hydroxylase (gene FA2H). Gene Ontology annotation, molecular function: iron ion binding; fatty acid 2-hydroxylase activity; heme binding. The coding region runs from base 1 to 1110 and encodes 369 amino acids. The transcript is spliced from 7 exons. The record is from RefSeq and is a predicted model, not a curated record. Gene Ontology annotation, cellular component: membrane; endoplasmic reticulum. Gene Ontology annotation, biological process: lipid biosynthetic process; fatty acid metabolic process. Lineage: Eukaryota; Metazoa; Chordata; Aves; Tinamiformes; Tinamidae.
AUGGCGGCGGCGCCGCGCACGCUGAGCGGCGCCGAGGUGCGGGCGCGCUGCGCGCAGGGCGCCUGCCUCGUGCGCUGCCGCCGCCGCCUCUACGACCUGUCGGCCUUCGUGCGGCUGCACCCGGGCGGCGAGCAGCUGCUGCGCCGCCGCGCCGGCACCGACGUGAGCGCCGCGCUCGACGGGCCGCCGCACCGGCACUCGGCCAACGCGCGCCGCUGGCUCGAGCAGUACUACGUGGGCGAGCUGGAGCCCGCCGACGAGCAGAGUCUCCUGGAGGAAGAGAAGCUGCUGGAUGUUGCAGCUCCUGCACCGAGCAGGAUGGAUCCGCGGUGUAAAACGGUGGAUCCGGACACGGACCUGGUGGACUGGCGCAAGCCGCUGCUGUGGCAGGUGGGCCACCUGGGCGAGAAGUACGACGAGUGGGUGCACCAGCCCGUGGACCGGCCCAUCCGCCUCUUCCACUCGGACUUCGUGGAGGCGCUCUCCAAGACGGCGUGGUACGUGGUGUUCCUGGUGUGGACGCCCGUGGUGCUCUAUCUCAGCUGGGUCAGCUACACGGCGCUGGCUCAGGGCAACACCCGCCUCUUCUCCUCCUUCACCACAGAGUACUCCAUCCCUGUGCACAAAUACUACUUCCCCUUCAUCUUCCUCCUGGGCAUGUUCCUGUGGUCCCUGAUCGAGUACCUCAUCCACCGCUUUGUCUUCCACAUGAAGCCGCCCGCCAGUAACUACUAUCUCAUCACGCUGCAUUUCUUGUUGCACGGCCAGCAUCACAAGUCGCCCUUUGACAGCUCGCGCCUGGUGUUUCCCCCCGUGCCGGCGGCGCUCGUCAUCGGCUUCUUCUACGGGCUGCUCCGCAUCCUGCUGCCGGAGAUGCUGGGGCUCUCCGUGUUCGUCGGGGGCCUCUGCGGCUACGUGAUCUACGACAUGAUGCACUAUUACCUGCACUACGGCUCGCCGAGGAAGGGCACGUACCUGUACGGGCUGAAGGCCUACCACGUGAAGCACCACUUCGAGCACCAGAAAGCAGGUUUCGGCAUCAGCACCCGCUUCUGGGACUACCCCUUCCGGACGCUCAUCCCCGAGGAGACCUUCGAGAAAGAGGAGUGAGGGCUCCGGCCCCACGGGGCUCCCUCGCGCGCCCGCCCUCCGGCUCUCCGGCCCGGGCGGCGCUGC